CUAUACCAAGAUGGCUGCCACAUUGGCGCUGUCAUUUUGGUACAGGGCCGGGCGAAGCGCUUAGUUUGACCCGGUUGAGGCCAGAGUCGUUUUCUCUGGGGCUUCCUCGUGCUCGGCUCGUCCCCCCGAGCGGUCCUCGGGAGCCCCUGGUGCCGCUCGGCGUCCCUACACUCAGCCGGGAGUCAUGUCUUGGGCUGCGCGCCCGCCCUUCCUCCCCCAGCGGCAUGCCGCAGGGCAGUGUGGGCCGGUGGGGGUGCGAAAAGAAAUGCAUUGUGGGGUCGCGUCCCGGUGGCGGCGGCGGCGGCCCUGGCUGGAUCCCGCGGCGGCGGCGGCGGCGGCGGCAGCCGGAGGACAGCAGGCCCCGGAGCCGGAGCCGGGGGAGGCUGGACGGGACGGGAUGGGCGACAGCGGGCGGGACUCCCGGAGCCCGGACAGUUCCUCCCCAAAUCCCCUUCCCCAGGGGGCCGCUCCCCCUUCUCCUCCCGGACCACCCCUGCCCCCUUCAGCAGCUGCGUCCCUUGGAGGUUCUGGGGCUCCACCCCCACCCUCGAUGCCACCCCCACCACUGGGCUCCCCCUUCCCAGUUAUCAGCUCUUCCAUGGGGUCCCCCGGCCUUCCCCCUCCAGCUCCCCCAGGAUUCUCCGGGCCUGUCAGCAGUCCCCAGAUUAACUCAACAGUGUCGCUCCCUGGGGGUGGGUCUGGCCCCCCUGAAGAUGUGAAGCCACCAGUCUUAGGGGUCCGGGGCCUGCACUGUCCACCCCCUCCAGGUGGCCCUGGGGCUGGCAAACGGCUAUGUGCAAUCUGCGGGGACCGAAGCUCAGGCAAACACUACGGGGUUUACAGCUGCGAGGGCUGCAAAGGCUUCUUCAAGCGCACCAUCCGUAAGGACCUGACCUACUCGUGCCGGGACAACAAGGACUGCACGGUGGACAAGCGCCAGCGGAAUCGCUGUCAGUACUGCCGCUACCAGAAGUGCCUGGCUACCGGCAUGAAGAGGGAGGCUGUACAGGAGGAGCGUCAGCGGGGGAAGGACAAAGACGGGGAUGGGGAGGGUGCCGGGGGAGCCCCCGAGGAGAUGCCUGUGGACAGGAUCCUGGAGGCGGAGCUUGCUGUGGAGCAGAAGAGUGACCAGGGCGUGGAGGGUCCCGGGGGAACCGGGGGCAGCGGCAGCAGCCCCAAUGACCCUGUGACCAACAUCUGCCAGGCAGCUGACAAACAGCUCUUCACGCUUGUUGAGUGGGCGAAGAGGAUCCCCCACUUUUCCUCCUUGCCUCUGGAUGACCAGGUCAUAUUGCUACGGGCAGGCUGGAAUGAGCUGCUCAUCGCCUCCUUCUCUCACCGAUCCAUUGACGUCCGAGACGGCAUCCUCCUCGCCACAGGUCUCCACGUGCACCGCAACUCGGCCCAUUCCGCAGGCGUGGGAGCCAUCUUUGAUAGGUCCCUCUCCAGGGUGCUGACAGAGCUAGUGUCCAAAAUGCGGGACAUGAGGAUGGACAAGACAGAACUUGGCUGCCUGAGGGCAAUCAUUCUGUUCAAUCCAGAUGCCAAGGGCCUCUCCAACCCCAGUGAGGUCGAGGUCCUGCGAGAGAAAGUAUAUGCGUCCCUGGAGACCUACUGCAAACAGAAGUACCCUGAGCAACAGGGCCGGUUUGCCAAGCUGCUGCUGCGUCUUCCUGCUCUCAGGUCCAUAGGCCUUAAGUGUCUAGAGCAUCUGUUUUUCUUCAAGCUCAUCGGCGACACCCCCAUCGACACCUUCCUCAUGGAGAUGCUUGAGGCUCCCCACCAGCUGGCCUGAGCCCACAUCCCGACGUGCUGUUCCUCACGCUGGGGGAGGGCACAGCGGCGAGGGACUCUGGGCCUUGGGGCAGGGUGGGGAGGGACCGUGUUCCUAGAAUCUUGAUGGGAUGGAGGAGCACAGAGCCGAACUGAGGCCUCCAGGGGGUGCCCCUAAACCCUGUAAGGGUUUGCUUGAGGUCCCAAGUCAGAGGGACCCAGACCACUGGUGGACCUCUCCCCGCGGCGGCCUUGAGCCUCCGCGUUUGUCUGGCUCUGCCACGGUCUGGGGGGCUUUCUCACUCCAGCCUGGAGUGGCCUCUCCUCCCCCAGCACAGAGCCCCAGCAUUGCUCCCAGGUCCUUGCUUCUUGUCGUCUUGCCUCACUCAGCAUCCCCAUCCGAAGAGUGGAACGAGAACUCCCGCAAAGAUGGCUAUUGGGGGGCAGGCCCCCCAAACUGAUGGACAUGGGAGUAAGCUCUGCCAGGCCUUCCUCUAACCCAGCCUGGCAGAUGGGGGCUUCUCUGGAAGGAGGGGACCCUGUCACUGUCCCCUGGCCAGAGUCCCGUCUCACACUUCCCCACCUCCGGCAGUCAGACUGAAAAAGGUGGUGGUGGUGGUGGUGAAGGGGUGGGGGGAACCCAUCUGCUAUUUUUAAUUUCCUGGAGGACAGAGACUUGCAGUUAGACUAAAGAAGCACUGUACUUCCCCAGGUUGACUAAGAGAUGCCAGUGGCGGAGGUGGUGUCUGGGAAAGGCAGGCCCGGUUGCUCUGGGUUCUUGAGCCUCCCUGCCCUUUCCCCACCACUCCUGUCUGUCUGGGGGAAGGGGCCUGCGUUGAGGGCAGGGCCGGGGUGGUGAGUAGUCCUCACGCCUUUCCCGUCCCAGCUCCCUCUGCAGCCCCGGGCUCACCCCGCGGAGCCUGGGACAGUGAGUGUCCCAGCCUGACUGAGGGGCGAUGGCCAGCCUGCGGAGGUGGGGUGCUGGGGCUGCAUGACUUCUGCCCUGCGGCUCUUCUCUCCGGGGUUCCCUUCCCCUGUCUUUCACUCACAUAAAAUCGCUUUCAAAUUAAAAUCGCUGUUUUCUGGA
Cervus elaphus (red deer) is the source of this 2860-nucleotide messenger RNA. RefSeq names its product retinoid X receptor beta (gene RXRB). Gene Ontology annotation, cellular component: nucleus; RNA polymerase II transcription regulator complex. The transcript is spliced from 10 exons. Gene Ontology annotation, molecular function: nuclear steroid receptor activity; retinoic acid-responsive element binding; zinc ion binding. Bases 185 to 1795 code for a protein of 536 amino acids. NCBI's taxonomy places the organism in Eukaryota, Metazoa, Chordata, Mammalia, Artiodactyla, Cervidae. Gene Ontology annotation, biological process: retinoic acid receptor signaling pathway; response to retinoic acid; cell differentiation. The record is from RefSeq and is a predicted model, not a curated record.